CCUAGGGAGCCAUUGAUUUCCUUCUGCCGCGUUGUCUAGCCUCCAUUAGCCCUCACUAGCUUGUCCUGCCGCCCGCCUUUUGGCCGGUGGGCACCGUGCUGCUGUUGACAGAGCAGCCUCUUUGUUUUCUUUCCAACCUCCCAGUCCCCGCGGGAGCGGGACAGCGGAGCCCGCCCGGGGGUAAGAGCAGGACGCGUCCCUGGCUGGCCAUGGGCAAGAACAAAGCCAAAGGGUCAAAGCCGAAGAGUGUCUUCGCUGUGGCCAACACCAAAUCCCUGAAGGCCAAGAAUAAAGCUAAACCGGUCACAACAAAUCUGAAGAAGAUAAACAUUGUGAAUGAUGAAAAAGUUAGAACGGUAAAUAAAACAUUUACUGAAGUACAGAAAGAAGUCAAACAACUAUCAAAAGGCAUUUCAUCAAAAUCUCAAAAGAGGCGUUGGGUUUCCAAGCACCUGGAAGGUGAACCAGCUGAUGUGGAUGCAGCUGCAAGCUUAUUAUCUCAGUUGUAAUGCAUAAUGAAAUAUCUAUGAAUUUCAAAAGCAAAAUUUACUGGCAAAUCAGUGGAUGGCACAUAAUGAAUACUCGGUUUGUACAGUUUUAUUAAAAAAAUCUUGUUAAUAUA
Messenger RNA from Chrysemys picta bellii (western painted turtle), 622 nucleotides. RefSeq names its product ribosomal biogenesis factor (gene RBIS). The record is from RefSeq and is a predicted model, not a curated record. Lineage: Eukaryota; Metazoa; Chordata; Testudines; Emydidae. Gene Ontology annotation, cellular component: nucleolus. Gene Ontology annotation, biological process: ribosome biogenesis.